UGAGCAGUGACUUCGCACUUGUAGAUGAUUGAUUAAACUCUUGCAUUGGAACUGAACUGAACAACAUGGACAUAAAACUACACAAAUGAAGAUUUAGUAAUUUUUAUCGAAAGUUCUUUACUUAUCGUAAGAAAGGAUGAAAAUAUUUCGCCGCAUUUUUCUAACUUCGAUAUUAACCGUUGUCCUUCUUAUUACUUUAAUAUACAUUACCAUUCUACCAAAUAAAAAUCAAAUAUUAUCAAAAUUCAACGCUGCAACGGAUCUUACUUCUACGCAAUCGUCAUGUUUGGGAAAAAAAUCCUGGAAAUCAAGAUAUUACUACAAUCUCUCAUUACAAACAGAUGUACGUUAUUGUAAAUACAACUUAAGAACCAGUGGAGAAAAAGACAUUGUAAAACUAACAAUUACGACGUUUGACGGUUUAAAAAGACAAAAAGUUAUUGGUGGCGACUCUUGGAGGUUAUUUGUUCAAGGAGCAGUUUAUUUCAACGCCGAUGUUAUAGAUAAAAUGGAUGGAACUUAUGAAGCAAGACUUGAAUUGCCAGUUUCUGGAGAUUAUAAAUUUAAGUUGGAAUUAGAAUAUAGUCUCUGCGACGGAAUUCGCGAUCCUCCUACUUGGUGGUUUAUUAAUGGCACUGAACAUUGCAAAUAUCAAACUGCUCAUCUGGAUAGGAAAGGUUAUAUAUAUAAAACACAUGUUUUGUCGUUCAAAAAAUCGAAACAGAAUGCAACAGUUAGGGUAGAAAAACAAACAAAGAAUAACACAGGGACAUGUAUUUAUGUAGGUACCAGUAAAGGAUAUUGGGCGCGCAAUGGCACAAAAGUGAAAUUUACAUCAAUGCCUAAAACAAAGCUUUUUGUGUUUAAUAAAAAACAUAAGCAAAACACCACUUUGUGGGUAUAUGGAGAUUCGUUAGGUCUUAGAUACUAUUCAUACUUGAAAAAACGUUUUAUUUGUACAGAUUUUUUUAAAAAUUGUAAAGUCACUUAUAAUUGGGUAUAUCCUCUGUAUCGUGGAAAAGAAAUUGCAAGACGGAUCUACGAUAAAAAGGAUUUUAACGAUAGUAUUGUCCUUAACGACCUCAAAAACGUGCUGACAUGCAAAGAAAUGAGAAAUCCAAAAAGUGUCCUACUUUUAAAUUUUGGUUUACACACAAUGAUGGGCUUAACUAUGAAUCAAAGCAAAACCUUAUUAAUAAAUUUUGUCAAAAUGUACAGGAAUCUUAAAAAAAUACAACUUGUUCCCAUGGUGAUUUGGAAAACGACAACGCCCACUUAUCGCAAAUAUAAAGACGAUCAUAGAUUUUUAACAAAUCAUCGCAUCAAACUGUGGAAUGAAUUUGCUAAGUUGGUGUCAUGCGAAGAAAAUUUCCCAAUCUUUGAUAUAUAUCAUGUAGCUGCAUCGUAUCCCAAUUUUGCCAUCGAUGGGAUUCAUUUUGCUGAAGAAGUUUUUGAUGUACCAACUAAUCAACUGGAAAAUUUUCUGGCAGAGAAUUUGAUGAAGUAAAAAUUCUGGAUAUCUGUGCAACUUUGUUCUUUAGUUACAUUAUUGUUGGUAGACGUUCUUUUAUAUUGUGAAGAUAACGUUAUGGCGCCUAAUCCAAGUUUCAUUUUUAUGCUGUUACACCUGCAUAAGAGAGACUUGAAGGCUGCUCGAAAAGCAGGACUCCGUACUGAUGCUUUGUUAUAGAUGUGGACUAUCUGUUUAUAGUUGCCCAUAUAUGCGGCAGUGUUCAAUAGAUGGUGUUUAUUUAAACGAUAAUUUAUGAUGAUCAUUUAACGAAAAUGAUCUAUUAAGUACUAUUUAUUUGAAUUUCCGCGCCCGAAGGCGUAGGAAAUUCUUUAAAACCGUCGUUCUUUUCUUUUGGAGCAUUUUUUGAGAAAAAAUCGACCCUGGGAUUACACGUUCCUCCGUCACAGAUGUAAACUUAGCACCCAAGCUCCCCAACUACUGGGAACUCAUCUAAAUGAUGUUUCAGGACAAAAUUAGUAUUUGUUUUCAACAAAAAUUGGCAAAGUUAACAAAAAAAGUAUGGUGAACAUAAUGGUGACAUCGAAAUUUUGAUUUUUGUCACCUAAAUGUCAUUUUAGGCCAAAAUUUAACCAAAAAUUAAAACUGCUUUAUUUUCGACAAAAAUUGCCACAGUUAAUAAAAAAAGUAUGCUGAAAAUGAUGGUCACAGCAAAAUUUUGAUUUUUUGUCAACUAAAUGCCGUUUAAGACCAUAAACGUUUCAAUCGCAAGACUUACCAUGAAUGUUAGGCUGUAUUUUUUGUUAGCAAUUUAUUUUAAAAUGUGAGUUUAUUAUGACACGUUUCGUUUUGUUUGCGUUUGUUGUAAGAUAUAAUGUCACUUGUGUGCUUUAUCUUCAGAGGUUCAUGCACCAAACCUCCUCAAAUGUUUAGCACAAUAUAACACAACGAAUUAGCAGGUUUUCAUCAAAUAUUUUGGUAGCGAGCGGAAAUUCUUAGAGCCCCCAGGGCUUCU
Molecule: messenger RNA, 2486 nt
Organism: Hydractinia symbiolongicarpus
Lineage: Eukaryota; Metazoa; Cnidaria; Hydrozoa; Anthoathecata; Hydractiniidae
Exons: 1
Coding region: 137-1507 (456 amino acids)
Source: RefSeq, a predicted model, not a curated record